GUAAAACGUUGCCUCAUCAGAACCAGUAUUGUAAGGACAUUCAUACAGAGCAGUUGUGAAUAAAAAAACCUUGUAGAGAAAAAUAUACAAUGGGUUCAACGACAAUCGUGCUGGCCAUUUUCGCCGUGGUCUUCAUUAUCGGCUACACGGAAGGCGCUACAGGCAGCUGUCCCCUGCCAUCUAAAAUCUACGGCUGCAGCCCAAAAUGUCAACAGAACUAUGACUGUAGCAAUGGCAAGGUGUGCUGUCCGAAUUCCUGUAACUCGAAGUCCUGCGUAGAUCUUGCUGCUGUUGGUGGCGCAAACAACGGAAAGGACAAGUAUUCUCAGUCUGGUGGCGCUGGCGUGUAUUGCAACAACCAGAAAUGCAGUCCUUUCGAAGUUUGCAAGCUUGAUCCAUCUACCAAGAGGAUGAAGUGCAUGCGUGCUUAAAAUAAAUAAUUACAUAUAUCCAAUUGCAAUCGAAGAAAGAGUAGAUAAAAGAUAAACAAACCUUAUAUUUACAAAUUCUAUGCGAUUCGCUAAUAACUCUGUUAUAUUAUCCGCUAACUAUAAAAAACAGAGAUUUUAUUGAUUAAUAUAUCUUUAUAUAUUAUACUUUAAUUUUACUUCUAAAGUUCUGAUGACCAUUACACCCGAUACUCAAAACUUCAUUUCUUCGCAAAUCCAUAAUGAUAAUACAUCAUAAAUAGAUUAUUCUAGAAUUUUGAUUUUGACAAUUGUAUGACGUCAAUUCCAUGUCAAAUUUGUUUAUUUGUCUUUAUUCCUCUUUUGGUUGGAAUAGAAUGGGUAUAUUAUUAUGGAUAUAUAAUGGAUAUUUUAUUAAUGUGUGUAUGGGUAAUAGGAAUUCUAAUCCAUACUCAUUUUUAUAUGGUUGCCACGCCUUUGGAAUUCGAACAAAAAAUAAAUUAAAAAGUAAACUUUACAAAACAAGUAACAAAAUUAAACCAUUGAUUCCAUAGAAGUAAUAUUUUAUGCUAUCGAUCAAAUUAUCGCUUUCAGUUAAUCCUGAAAGGAAUGGAGCAAAACAAGCGAUUUUUCUUGUGCUUAACACACAAAGAAACGAAACACUGUUGCUGCUCAUAUAUGCGAUUAAAGUGAAUCCUUUUACGUUAGUACAAUACAAUAUGGCUUAUCUGGCAAUAUGGUUUUUCGUUAUAUUGUCAAAAAUCAGAUUUUGUAAAAAUAAACUUAAUAAUUAAAAAUUAAUAAUGAAAAUAAGGACAAUUGGAUGGAUUGUAAUUCAUGCUUUUCUAUUAAAUCGUUUCGUUUGUAUUAAGUAAAAUAAUAUAAGGUACUCAUUUUCUAUUUUUGUACUUCUAGAGCUAAUAAAUAUUAUAUGCAAUGCUUA
Nymphalis io (European peacock) is the source of this 1350-nucleotide messenger RNA. Its product is annotated as waprin-Phi2. Lineage: Eukaryota; Metazoa; Arthropoda; Insecta; Lepidoptera; Nymphalidae. Bases 90 to 431 code for a protein of 113 amino acids. Gene Ontology annotation, cellular component: extracellular region. The record is from RefSeq and is a predicted model, not a curated record. The transcript is spliced from 4 exons. Gene Ontology annotation, molecular function: peptidase inhibitor activity.